Messenger RNA from Vitis riparia (riverbank grape), 2475 nucleotides. Its product is annotated as mechanosensitive ion channel protein 10-like. Gene Ontology annotation, cellular component: plasma membrane. Lineage: Eukaryota; Viridiplantae; Streptophyta; Magnoliopsida; Vitales; Vitaceae. The record is from RefSeq and is a predicted model, not a curated record. Gene Ontology annotation, biological process: detection of mechanical stimulus; transmembrane transport; monoatomic anion transport. The transcript has 5 exons. Gene Ontology annotation, molecular function: mechanosensitive monoatomic ion channel activity. The coding region runs from base 161 to 2152 and encodes 663 amino acids.
AAAACAAAAGAGAAAAGCUUGUUGAAUUCUAGCCUUCACUUGUUUGUUUGUACUGCCCAUAGCAGACUGUUCGACGUUUUAUACACACAUACUCUUCACUCCAUAUUCCCACUUCACAAGUCACAACCCCCUAUCUCUUUGCUUUUUCGCUUUCGCUCUCAUGGAGGAUCAGAAGCAGCCCCCAGACCAAGUUGUGGUGGUGAUAGACCAGCCCAAAGCGCCUCCAACCACUCUCCGGCGCCUCAACUACCCUAAACCCAAAGCCCGGUUCGCCGAGACCAACUACCCGAUCCCACCAAAGUCUGAAGAGCUCGAACCCUUAAACCCCUACGAGGACUCAUCGUCGGAUGACGAUGAUGAGUGGUUUGAUGAUGUAGACAAGGAAGACCAAGAAGAUGGCAAGUAUCUCGAGCAAGCUAGGAAGAGGAGGAGGAUCAACCGAAGAGCCUUGAUCGAGUGGGUGCUGUUCUGCACGAUCAUGACCGGUUUGAUUUGCUCUCUCACCCUCAAGUCUCUGAAGGAUGAGGUGAAAUGGGGGUUGAAGAUAUGGAAAUGGUGCCUCAUGGUGAUGCUGCUUUUCUGCGGCCGCCUAGUCUCCGGUUGGGUGGUGGGGUUCCUGGUCUUCAUCAUCGAGCGCAACUUCAUGCUCCGAGAAAAGGUUCUGUAUUUCGUCUAUGGCCUCCGGAAGAGCUUCCAGAACUGCGUGUGGCUGGGCCUGGUGUUGCUGGCGUGGAUGAUCAUGUUCCCCAACGUCCACAAGCACAACAAGGUCUUACAGAAGGCCUUCAGGGCACUGGUGGCGGUGCUGAUCGCGGCCACCAUCUGGCUCCUAAAGAUCGUAAUGGUCAAGGUGCUGGCCUCCUCCUUCCACGUCGCGACCUUCUUUGAUCGGAUGAAGGAGAGCGUGUUCCACCACUUCGUGCUGGAGGCGCUCUCGGGUCCGCCGCUGGACGAGGAGGAGCGGGAUAGGCCGAAGCGGCGGGUGCUGAUGGCGUCCCAGUCAUUGCCGGCGAAGCUGAGGGAUGGGCCGCCGAAGACGCUAAGCAAGGCAAAGUCGUCGAGGAAAAUUGACAUGAAGAAGCUGAGGAGGCUGAGCAGAAGGGCGUCGGCGUGGAGCGUGAAGCGGCUGGUGAGCUACGUGAGGUCGUCGGGGCUGUCGACGAUAUCGAGGACGGUGGAUGAUUUUGGGAAGGCGGAGUCGGAGAUCACCAGCGAAUGGGAAGCCAGAACAUCCGCUCAAAGGAUAUUCAAGAAUGUGGCCAAGCCUCAUGCCAAAUUCAUAGAAGAGGAAGACCUACUGAGAUUCUUAACGAGUGAUGAGGUUUGCACCAUAUUACCUCUUUUUGAAGGGGCUGUUGAGACCUCAAGGAUCACCAAGUCUUCUUUCAGAAAUUGGGUGGUACAAGCAUACGUAGAGAGGAAAUCUUUAGCUCAUUCUCUGAAUGAUACAAAGACUGCAGUCCACCAACUUCACAAGAUAGCGAGUGCAAUUGUGAUAGUAGUAAUAGUAGUGGUAUCUCUUCUGGUAAUGGGGCUGGCAACCAGCAAAAUCAUACUUGUGGUUACUUCCCAGCUGCUACUCGCCGGUUUUGUCUUCCAAAACAGUUGCAAAACCGUCUUCGAAUCCAUCAUUUUCGUCUUUGUCAUGCAUCCAUUCGACGUUGGUGAUCGUUGUGUUAUCGAUGGUGUUCAGAUGAUUGUAGAAGAGAUGAACAUUUUGUCGACGGUGUUUCUCCGAUUUGAUAGUGAGAAGAUAUAUUUUCCCAACUCGGUUCUUCUCACCAAGCCCAUUAGCAAUUUCAGAAGAAGUCCCGACAUGGCUGAUAUGAUUGAUUUCGUCAUUGAUUUCUCCACUCCUUUGGACACCAUUAAUAAUCUUAAGAAGGCUAUACAAACGUACAUUGAGGGCAAGCCAAAGUAUUGGAACCAGAAGCACACAGUGAUAGUGAAGGAGAUUGAAAACAUGAACAAGCUGAAGAUGUGUUUGUGUGUUACGCAUACGAUGAACCAUCAAAAUUUCGGUGAAAAGAAUCUGCGAAAAACAGAGCUCCUUUUCGAGUUGAAGAGGAUUUUUGAGAGCCUUGGCAUCAAGUACCAUUUGCUUCCUCAAGAGGUUCAUCUCACUCAAGUUAACAUGCCUAUGCAAGCUUAGAUUGCCUUUGGUGGGGUGAUUGAGGAAGUGUUUUUUAAGCCUUUCUAAUAUUUGAAAAAUGAAAUUUUUAAGUGUUAAAAAUGUUAGAAACACUUUCUAAAAUCACUUCUAUACGCAUUCUUAAUAUAUGGGUAUAUGGGUAUAUGAGAAUUUUUCCAAUGUGUAUUAGUUGGUGCAUGUUUAAUUGGUUAUGGCCAAGCUUCUAUGGUUUUUCUUCCUUUUUGGACGGAAAUUAAAAGGGUAGAUAUACAAGGGAACUUAGAGCUGAAAGUGUAGCAUGAUCCUCCCCUCUCUAUGUAUCAUGUUCAAAGUAUUUUUCCUUU